Messenger RNA from Coccomyxa subellipsoidea C-169, 2064 nucleotides. RefSeq lists its product as hypothetical. Bases 1 to 2064 code for a protein of 687 amino acids. Lineage: Eukaryota; Viridiplantae; Chlorophyta; Trebouxiophyceae; Coccomyxaceae. The transcript is spliced from 12 exons. The record is from RefSeq and is a predicted model, not a curated record.
AUGCAAUCGCAGGCCAAGCAGCUUGAUACUGCCACAUUUGGAUACGACUUCAGAGAGACCUCCAGCAGCAGCCAUGAGAGCGUCGUGAAGAAGGUCAAAAAGAGCGAUAUCUCUGCAACCUUUGAUCACCAAGGUGUGUACCUGUGUGUCAAGGCAUAUGGGGAGGCGAAUUUGACAUAUUCCCUGCGGGCGACACUCUCGCAGUGCCCAGCCGAUUUCAACAAAGAAGGCGAGCAGCUUCUGUGCAGCUCCCCGCUGAACGGCCCAGCUUCCGAGCAGCGCUACAGUCAGUGCUUGAGCGACGGCACCUGCGCGUGCAAGCCGCCCUACAACAAGCCAAUCGAGGACGUGUAUCCAUUGCUGGGUUUUGAGGACUGCUCAGCGAAGACGGACAGUGUCACUGCCGCAGAACUGUCCCUGGCCAAGCCUUAUAUCAAGGAGCAUGAGGAGCUGGCACCGAAGGCAUGGUCCUUCUACGGCUUUGACAUCACCCCGGACGACUACCAAAUUGUCAUCAAUGUGGCCACGGAAGCUGGUGGUCCUGAUGAUGCAUGUGCUGAAGAGGGGUUCUUCGGGCUAUUCGCCAAGUUUGGGAAGCCGCCAGGGUGGCGGUAUGGCGAGUGGGAUUUCCGGCCGGACUGGGACUAUUUCGGGGCGGAGGACGAUGAGCUGGAGAUACGCCUGGAUGCCACCAAAGAGGCCUGGCAGACAGGGCGCUGGUUUGUGGGAGUGAACGGAGAUGAUGCGCACACAUGCAAUUACACGCUGUCCAUCUCCAAGUACAACUGCCCAAUGAACUGCAGCAACCGCGGCACCUGCGUCUCCGCAGCCAACGGAACCCGCUCCUGCGACUGCUUCAAGGCAGGCACCUCUGCUCAUGGCUUUUUUGGGGAGGACUGCUCAAACGAGGCAGAGCACCUGCAGUAUGGCGUGCCGGUGAUCAAGCCCGAGUCCAAUUUUGAGUACGACUUCUUCCAGCUUCCUGAAAUCAGCCCCGCCAUGCUGACGCACAGCGUGGAGGGUGACUUGCACAGCGAGCCUCACACCGCCAACUACACCUUCAAGCAGGUCAUGCAGCUGCAGAACACCACUUACGAGAUCGACCUGUGCCCCUCACAGCUGAAGCAAGGUGUGUGGCGGGCAGCAAUCUACAACCCCAUGCGCAUCUACAAGCUGGCCUACAACCUGACCACCGUCAAGGAGGGGCGCUGCCUGAACAACUGCACCGGCCACGGCACAUGCAGCGACGACGCUGUGUGCCACUGUCUCGACAACUGGACCGGAGGAGACUGCUCCGUCUAUGCGCGCGGCGGCUCCUGCUCACCAGGGUCCAGAAAACCCACCCUCAUACCGGAGGCGCACGGCACAUGCUGGCACGAGUGCCGCUGCGAUGCAGCCGGCAACUGCGCGUACUCGGAGAAUGAGUGCGCCGACUUCACCUGUGAGAGCGCCCUGUGGCGAAGGCAGGGCACCGCCAACGCUUGCGUGCUCGACAAGUGCAAAAAGGAUUUGUGGGAGGAAACGGACAGUCACAGCUGCCUGAAGCCGUGCGUGUGCCCUGCGGACGGCUCAGCAUGCGCGCCGGCCGCUGCCUGCGAUGCAACACACUUUUCGUGCAAGGCCGGCUGGCGCCGCUUCUCGGACGGCCAGGCCAAGUGCUUCCAGCCGGGCUGCCAGGCGGGCAGCCUGCAUGAGGCCGUGGGCAGGAGCGUGGCCAAUGGGCAGGCCUACGCCGUGUGCACCUGCACAGGGGAGGAGAAGGAGGGGCAGCCGUCAUGCACGGUGGGGGCUGGAGAGGAUGCGGCCUUCGUGGUUUCGUGCAAUGAGGGCUACAUGCUGAAGGGGGCGAGUUCAGUGCCGGGAAGCGGUGUGAGGGUAGGGGGCAGCUGCGCCAUGGCUGGAAAGAGGGGGAGCGUGGUGGCUGCCAUCUUCUUAAAUCUCUUUGAGAUCCUGGUCAGCGGAGUGGCUGGCGCCGGCGCGUUGUGGCUGUAUGAGAACCGCUUCAGGAGGAGCACUGUCAAUGCUGCGCUGUAUCACGAACUGUCGAUGGACACUGGAUUCUGA